This is a messenger RNA of Peniophora sp. CBMAI 1063, 3219 nucleotides long. Lineage: Eukaryota; Fungi; Basidiomycota; Agaricomycetes; Russulales; Peniophoraceae. The record is from the annotation of a GenBank genome assembly.
AUGGCUUCCCGCAUACUCCCCCGAGGAUUGAGUACCAACAAUGCCAAACCUCCGCUCCCCAACCCCGAAUACGACGAACGCGGUAUUCCCAAGAUCAUCAAUGACCUCCGUGACCAGAUUAGGAAGGGAUUGCAGGGCCAUAUCGUAGACCCCCGCAUGCUGGGACCUGCGCUUGACUUCCUCAAGAACCCAAACGAGAUGAAUGACCGCGAGAUGCUCCUUGAAUACGUGCUGACGGCGCUCGCCACGCACCCGUCGAGCACCAUCAAGACCUUCUUCGAGGGCGAAACGGUCAAACUUCUGUAUAACGACCUGGCGCACCCACCUGCGACGCAGCUGGGCAAGGACUACAAUGUUAGGCAACCUGAUGGAUCGAACAAUAACAUAGAGUCUCCCGCCAUGGGGAAAUCUUUCACCCCUUACGCUCGUAGCGUCCAACAAUCGCAUCCGCUUCCACCAAAUGAAUUGCCCGAUCCUGGGCUCAUCUUUGACACGCUGCUGAAGCGCGAGAAGUUUGUCAAGCACCCAGCUGGGCUGAACUCGCUCAUGUUCUCCUUCGCGGCACUCGUCAUUCACACCGUCUUCCGUACAUCGCACACCGACCCCAAUAUCAAUGAGACGUCUUCGUACGUUGAUCUCUCCCCGCUGUACGGCCACACCAGAGACGAACUGGACACGCUCCGCGUAAAAGAUGGUCGGGGAUUGCUUCGGCGUGACGUCUUCGCCGAGGAUCGUCUACUAUUGCUACCACCGGCUGUUUGUACACUUCUUGUCCUCUUCAGCCGUAACCAUAAUUAUAUCGCGAAGAAGUUGCUCGAGAUCAACGAACGUGGCACCUGGAAGGACCCGUCAGAGUACGAUACAAGUAAACCCGAAGAAAAGGAGGCGCUCCUGAAGCAGGACGAGGAGAUUCUACAGGUUGCGCGUCUAGUCAAUUGCGGCUGGUUCGGCUCCGCAGUCUUUGGCGACUACUUCGCAAGCAUCCUUGGUCUCGUCCGUCUGGGAAGCUCUUGGAGUUUGAACCCCUUUGGCGAAAUGCGCGGGAUGGACCACGAGCUUUUCGAGCGCGGCCGUGGGAAUGUAUGCAGCGUAGAGUUCAAUUGCCUCUAUCGCUGGCAUGCGACGACAUCUGCCGAGGACGAAGAGUGGAUAGGCAAGAUGAUGUCCGACAUGUUCAAGAAGCCGGCGGACGAUAUUACGCCCCCAGAAUUCGUCGCCAAAGUGUUGGAAAUGAAGAAGGGCGCCGACAUGGAUCCCUCUCAUUGGACGUUUGGCCACCUUCAACGUCAGAAGGAUGGUAGCUUCAAGGACUCUGACCUCGCUUGGUGGAUCAAGAACGCGACUGAACAUCCUGCCUCUGCCUUCAAGGCUCGUGGUACGCCUGAGGUGAUGAAACUGCACGAGAUUAUGGGUAUCCAGUCGAACCGUCGAUGGGGUGUAUGCUCCUUGAAUGACUUCAGGAAGUUCUUGGGACUCAAGCCGUAUGCCACUUUCCAUGAUUGGAAUUCUGACCCCGAGAUCUCGACUGCCGCUGAGAACCUUUAUGGCGACAUUGACCGCCUGGAGUUGUACGUCGGUCUUCAAGCUGAGGAGGUCAAAGAGCUCCGAGACGGCGCUGGUCUCUGCCCCGGCUUCACAAUUAGUCGCGCUAUUCUGAGCGACGCCAUCGCCCUCACGCGCGGCGAUCGCUUCUUCACCGCCGACUACACGCCUCACAACAUGACAGCCUGGGGCUUCGCUGAUUGCCAGCGUGACACUUCCGGCCCGGGGAAUGGUAGCAUGCUCGGUCGCUUGUUCAUGCGCACACUCCCGGAAGAGUACACGGAGAACAGCACUUAUGCUUGGUUCCCGCUGCAGACUCCAGAGAGCAUGAUGGGCUUCCUUCGCAAGCUCGACGUUGAGGAUCAGUACGACUACGCCCGUCCGCCCGAGCCCCGGCCGAUCGUUUUCGUCAAAGAUUAUCGCGACGCCGAGGUGGUGCUCAAGAGCCCACAGUUCGUCGCCCCAUACGGGACCAAAGCUGCCCGAGUCGUGCAGGGCAAGGGCUUCUUCAUCGCAAACAAAGAUGCCGGGCGCGCGGAGGCCGAUCAGCGUAGUGUUCUUCAUGCGCUUGUCCCAACCCCUGGUGAUAGCGACGCCAUCGGCAAGUUCUUCUAUGAGAAGACUCGCGCACUUCUUUCUGGCCGUUCCUUUGUGCUCGCCGACGCGAACAUCCUUAAUGUCGACGUCUUGGAUGUGCUUAAGGCAGUCCCCCUUCACUGGAUCAUGUCUGAUGUGCUGGGGCUUUCGCUCAAGAAAAUCAAGGAGAAGGACGAUCAUGGCGUGUACACUGAGGUCGAGUUGUACGAGAAGCUGUCCGAGAUAUACCAGUACAUCUUCCUCGAUAUCGACCCCGACAAGGCGAUGCGCUCGCAGCAGGGCGCGAAGAAGCAUGUGGAAGAGCUCAAGCAUCUUAUCCAUUCAACGAUCCGCAGCAACCGCAUGUCCAUGUCUGGUCUGGUCAAUUCUAUCCAGAGUAUGCUCGGCGGCAAGAAGAAGUCCAUGAACGCCGUUGCGGCCCGUCUGCUUGCACUCGGUUCCGACAUCGACGACGUCACGAACAACAUCCUUGCGCUAAUGGUUGGCGCUACCGUUGAGCUUUCCCAGUGUCUCGUUAACACCGUCAACACUGUCUUCGGUCAAACGCACCAAGUCUCGGUCGAGCAGAUCAAAGACGUUCCGAUCGAAACGCUGGACAAGUUCAUCUAUGAAUCUCUCCGCAUUGACCCGCCGUUCCGUGGCGUGUAUCGCCAGGCGCUAAGCGACCAGACGCUCGGCGACAAGUCCAUUCAGGCGGGCCAACGUGUGUUUGUCGACCUGCAUCAGGCCAGCUUCGAUGAGGACGUCUUCGCCAAUCCGACGUCAUUCUCUCUGAACCGUGGCCAAGUGGGCCGUUACCUAUUGGGUGACGGAUGCGCUCGCGUGCUGGGUGCAGAAUUGACGACCAAGAUCAUGAGCUCAGUUGUCCGCGCUAUCAUUGAGCUUCCCGGCGUCCGCCCCGGUACCAAGAACCUAGGCUACCUGAAGCGCUACGCCGUCGACGAGCCGGGCGCUAAGAAUCUCCUCUACCAGUACAUCGGCAAGGAUCAGCUGCCGACACCGUGGGCAUCUUCAAGGAUGAUCCUCCAGUACGAUGCUACAGGCGCACGAAAUGGUCGUGCCACGAACGGCUCGUCUUGA